CCUCGCACCACGUCACUUCCUUUCUGGUAAAAUCCGACAACAUGGACGCCAGCCGCGUGCAGCCGAUCAAGCUUGCUAGAGUCACAAAAGUCCUCGGAAGAACCGGCUCUCAGGGCCAGUGUACUCAGGUCCGAGUCGAGUUCAUGGACGACAGCAACCGUUCCAUCAUCAGGAACAUGAAGGGCCCCGUCAGAGAAGGAGAUGUGCUGACACUUCUGGAGUCUGAGAGAGAAGCCAGGAGGCUGCGAUAGUGGAAGAUGAAGCUGUGGAACAUCCGGUGGCUCCAGCUCCACUCACUGGGACGACAGCUCAUGCUCACUAUUUCAAAACACGUUCAAAUGUUUUGAAAUAAAUUUGGGUAUAAA
Messenger RNA from Poeciliopsis prolifica (blackstripe livebearer), 365 nucleotides. RefSeq names its product 40S ribosomal protein S28-like. The transcript has a single exon. Gene Ontology annotation, biological process: translation; ribosomal small subunit assembly; maturation of SSU-rRNA. NCBI's taxonomy places the organism in Eukaryota, Metazoa, Chordata, Actinopteri, Cyprinodontiformes, Poeciliidae. Gene Ontology annotation, molecular function: structural constituent of ribosome. The record is from RefSeq and is a predicted model, not a curated record. Bases 42 to 251 code for a protein of 69 amino acids. Gene Ontology annotation, cellular component: cytosolic small ribosomal subunit; ribosome.